AUGGCGGCCCAGCCGGCGUGUACGCGCUUCUCCGACAACUACGAGCUGAAGGAGGAGCUCGGCAAGGGUGCGUUCUCGAUCGUGAAGCGUUGCGUGCAGAAGUCGACCGGGUUCGAGUUUGCGGCCAAGAUCAUAAACACGAAGAAGCUGACGUCGCGCGACUUCCAGAAGCUCGAGCGGGAGGCGCGAAUAUGCCGGAAGCUACAGCACCCGAACAUCGUGCGGCUGCACGAUAGCAUCCAGGAGGAGAACUUCCACUACCUGGUGUUCGAUCUCGUGACCGGCGGCGAGCUGUUCGAGGACAUCGUGGCGCGCGAGUUCUACUCGGAGGCGGACGCGUCCCACUGCAUACAGCAGAUCCUGGAGUCGGUGAACCACUGCCACCAGAACGGCGUCGUCCAUCGGGAUCUGAAGCCGGAGAACUUGCUGCUGGCGAGCAAGGCGAAGGGGGCCGCCGUCAAGUUGGCCGAUUUCGGGCUCGCCAUCGAGGUGCAGGGUGAUCAGCAGGCGUGGUUCGGGUUUGCCGGCACGCCAGGCUAUCUCUCGCCGGAAGUGCUGAAGAAGGAACCGUACGGCAAGGCGGUUGACAUCUGGGCGUGCGGUGUCAUCCUGUACAUCCUGCUCGUCGGCUAUCCGCCAUUUUGGGACGAGGAUCAGCACCGGUUAUACGUGCAGAUUAAGGCGGGCACGUACGACUACCCAUCGCCGGAGUGGGACACGGUCACGCCGGAGGCGAAGAGUCUGAUCAACCAGAUGCUGACAGUCAACCCGUACAAGCGGAUCUCGGCCGCGGACGCCCUCAAGCACCCGUGGAUCUGCCAGCGCGAGCGUGUGGCCUCGGUCGUCCACCGGCAGGAGACAGUGGACUGCUUGAAGAAGUUCAACGCGCGCCGCAAGCUGAAGGGUGCCAUCCUCACCACGAUGCUCGCGACACGCAACUUCUCGAGCAAGAGCAUGAUCGCGAAGAAGGGCGACGGUUCGCAGGUGAAGGAGUCCACCGACUCGUCCAGCACCACCGUCGAGGAUGACGAUUGCAAGGCGCGCCGGCAGGAGAUCAUCAAGAUCACGGAGCAGCUGAUCGAAGCAAUAAACAACGGUGACUACGAGACGUACACGAAGAUCUGCGAUCCGCACCUAACUUCGUUCGAGCCGGAGGCGCUCGGUAACCUGAUAGAGGGCAUGGACUUUCACAAGUUCAACUUCGAGAACGUGCUGGGCAAGAGCAACAAGGCGAUCAACACCACCAUCCUGAACCCGCACGUGCACAUCUUCGGCGAGGAUACCGCGUGCAUCGCGUACGUGCGCCUGACGCAGUACAUCGACAAGCAGGGCCACCCGCACACGGUGCAGACGGAGGAGACGAGGGUGUGGCACAAAAAGGACAGCAAGUGGCAGAAUGUGCACUUCCACGGUAGCCGCAACGGGAGCUUUAGCAACACCGCCACGCAAUAUGACUUCGUCAAUCAUAAGUAGAGUGGAUCGAGUUGGUGGUGGUGAUGGUGAUGGUGAUGAUGAUGGUGAUGGUGGUGAGGGAACAACCAUUGGUGUGGUGUAGCAGCAACAGCAGCAGCAACAGCAGCAACAGCAGCAGCAACAGCAGCAGAAGUUGCAGCAGCAGCAGCAGCAACACAGCGGUUCCAGCAGUCCUGCAAAUGGCGCAAACUGCAAACAACAGCAGCUACAACGACGAGCAGCAACCGUUUUUUUCUCUACUUCUUCUUUUCUCUCUCUCUCUCUCUCUCGCGCGCGCACUCCUUUUGUAAGAUGGCAGCCAGCCACGGGAAGGCAAGUUGUGGAUGAAGAACACGAAGAACACGAAAAAGAAAAGGAAGAAGGCGAAGGAGAAACACGAAUUGGGAGGGAGAGAAAAUCUUAACCAAACAAAAGCAAACUUUAAUUGGUACUGCAAAUUUUUUCUGCCUCAUACUCUCUCUCUCUCUCUCUCUCUCUCUCUCUCUCUUUCGCACACCAUUUAAAAACGAAAACGAAAACAAAACAAAACAAAAAAAAACAUUCGUAAACAUUUUCCCCUCCGCACUCACCCGAAACCCCCCCCCUCUCCUCCCCCGGCCCUUCCUCCUCGACACCGUUUUGCGUCCAUCCUUACCCGGCACCGUACACAUGCACAUACACAUGGACACGUAAACAUACAAUCGUCUCUUACAUCAUGUUAUAUUUAAAGAAGCAAGCAUGCAAGCAAACAAGUAAAAACGAAAAAAAAAGUUGAAAAAAAAAAACAAAAAACAUUGUUCUUGUGAGCACAACUGACAGGUGUGGCAGAAGC
This is a messenger RNA of Anopheles nili, 2284 nucleotides long. RefSeq names its product calcium/calmodulin-dependent protein kinase type II alpha chain (gene CaMKII). Gene Ontology annotation, cellular component: cytoplasm; neuron projection. Gene Ontology annotation, molecular function: ATP binding; calmodulin binding; calcium/calmodulin-dependent protein kinase activity. Lineage: Eukaryota; Metazoa; Arthropoda; Insecta; Diptera; Culicidae. Bases 1 to 1473 code for a protein of 490 amino acids. The record is from RefSeq and is a predicted model, not a curated record. Gene Ontology annotation, biological process: protein phosphorylation. The transcript has a single exon.